Cadophora gregata is the source of this 1677-nucleotide messenger RNA. RefSeq lists its product as uncharacterized. The transcript has 7 exons. Gene Ontology annotation, molecular function: transmembrane transporter activity. The record is from RefSeq and is a predicted model, not a curated record. Lineage: Eukaryota; Fungi; Ascomycota; Leotiomycetes; Helotiales; Ploettnerulaceae. The coding region runs from base 1 to 1677 and encodes 558 amino acids. Gene Ontology annotation, biological process: transmembrane transport.
AUGAGUGACCUUACAGCUGCCAAAGGACCAUCUCACGAUGUAGUCGCUACAGAGGUACCGCUCAGCAAGAGUGAAAAUACCUCAAUUGACGAAAAGCCAGUUGCUGCAGACUCUUCGAGUGAAGAGUCAGCGUUGAAACCUGUACCUCUGUCCUUCAAAAUUGCUUCAAUUCUUCUUGUCUCCAUGAUUGGUUUCGGCGGGAACUGGAGUUCUGGGAUCACUGGUGCUAUGAAGACGAAACUCAAGAAGGGACUCAAGAUCAACAAUACGGAAUAUGCACUUUUGGACGCAAGCGAGGACUUUAUGAAAACUGCAUUGGUCCUUGCAAGCGGCAUCGUGACGGAUCGAAUUGGAGGUGCUCAGGCCAUCCUGUACGGAAAUGUGAUCUACACCGUUGGUUCCAUCUUCGCAGCUGCAGCGACGACUGUACGCAGCUACCAAUUCCUGAUAUUUGGCCAAGUCGUUCUAGCUCUGGGAGACAUCGCUACACAGGUUGCCCAGUACAAGAUCUUCUCAUCUUGGUUCCCACCGGGACAUGGCUUUGCCUCUACCCUCGCGCUGGAACUUGCUAUUGGAAAGAUCGGAUCUUUCGUCGGGAAGUCUACAUCCAACAUCAUCGCCGAGAAUCUCGGUGAUUUCUCUUGGGUCUACUGGAUCUCCGUUGCCAUGAAUGUGUUCACCAACGUCAUCACCCUCGUAUUCUACUUCUUCACCAAGUAUUGCGAGAAACGCUUUGCAGGAAUGGCGGACCCGGCCACUGGUGAGCUAUUGACCGAGAAGAACAAGAAGUUCGAACUGAAGCGCAUCGUGGAACUACCAUGGAUCUUUUGGAUGGUGAUGUUGUUUAGUCUUGUGGAGACAAGUGGCGCAAGUGUAUUCUCAGCAAAUGCGACGGAAAUGGCGGAGUUGAGGUUUAAUGUCGAUUCGAUUACUGCCGGAUGGUACACUAGUGUGCUGCAAUAUGCUGGGUUCUUUCUUGUGCCGCUGAUUGGAAUAUUCAUCGACUUGUAUGGCAACAGACUCACAUUGAUGCUUUUCACUGGCGUUCUCGUCAUGGCCGCGAUGUGUUUGAUACAUUGGUCUGUCACGCCUGAAGGAACAGCCGCCGCAUUUGGACUCUACGCCGUAGCAUACUGUUUUGGCCCAACCCUAAUCAUUGAUUCGAUCCGCACCUCAAUCUGGUCGCAAUCUGUCUUCGGAUCGGCGUACGGCCUCAAAGUGACCAUGAACAAUGCCCAAAACAUUAUUAUCCGCGUCCUCACCGGCGUCUUGCAAGACUCCUCCCCGGCAUCCAACCCUUACAAGAAAGUAACACCCGUCUACCUCUUCCUAGCGAUCUGCUCUUUCGUCGUAGCAGUCAUACUCAUUACUGUGUUUGUGGUCGCGAAGGUCGGCAAGAAGAGUAUCUAUGUGGACAUUGCGAGGCUACAAUGGACGAGGAAACAAAGAAUUGCGAACGGGGAGGAGAUGAAUAGGAGGAGGGCAGAAGUGGGCUUUGACACUGUUGAGGACAGAGGAGGUGUGGAAGCCGCUGAGCCGGAGGUGCUUGAGAGUGUGAGCAAGGAGAGGAGGAGGAUGAAGUUGAUCAGCAGGGGAGCGUGUGGGGUGUUGGCACUCUGGGUAUUGGGUGCUUGGGCGGCGUAUUUCUGGGGUGUUGCUACGGGUAAUAAUGAUUAG